AUGAUUAUAUAUGACAAUGGUUUAGUACGUGGCCACCAAAGAGCACCCUCGGAUUCCAAAGAAUUUCAUGAAGUAACUAAACGUGAUGCCUUACGUUUGCUGGAAAAUGAUUUGGAUAGAUUAUUGCAAACGGCUGAGCCGAAUGAUCGUCCCGCAUUGCAACAAGAAAUGUCUCGGUUUUCCGACUUGUUUGGACGUUUCUUGCAAGAAGAGGGUCCUUCCAUUGAUUGGAAUAAAAUUCAAAAACUGCCUGAAAAUGCUGUUAUGGAUUAUGGUUCUUUGAAAGCUCCCAAAAAUGAACAGCUCCCCCAGGGUGGUACCUUAAUCCAAUUCGAGGAUAAAUUGAGACUUUUGGAAAUUGCUCAAGUUCCUAAAGAACACGUCGAUGACUUCAAGUCCGUCAAAACAUUCAAAUUUUUCAAUACCAAUAACAUUUGGGCGAAAUUGAGUGCCAUUGAUCGUGUCCUCAACGAACGUACACUUAAUUUGGAAAUUAUUAUCAAUAACAAAACCUUGGAAAAUGGUUUGCGUGUUAUACAAUUGGAAACGGCUGUUGGUGCUGCCAUGAAAUGUUUCGAAGGUUCUAUUGGUAUCAAUGUGCCACGUUCUCGUUUCUUGCCCGUUAAAAAGACCUCUGAUUUACUACUGGUCAUGUCCAAUUUAUACAAUUUGAAAAAUGGCAGUUUGGUUAUGUCACCACAACGUAUGUUCCCCACUACACCUCUAGUGAAGUUGGGCGAAAAUCAUUUUGCCAAAGUCAAAGAGUUCCUAGGACGUUUUGCCAACAUACCCGAUAUCAUAGAAUUGGAUCAUUUGACUGUGUCGGGUGAUGUUACUUUUGGACGGGGUGUGUCUUUAAGAGGCACUGUUAUUAUCAUUGCCAAUCAUGGUGAUCGUAUCGAUAUACCAGCUGGUGCCAUUUUAGAAAAUAAAAUCGUUUCCGGCAAUAUGCGUAUCUUGGAUCAUUAAACGCUUUAUACUUUUAAUA
Lucilia cuprina (Australian sheep blowfly) is the source of this 988-nucleotide messenger RNA. RefSeq names its product UTP--glucose-1-phosphate uridylyltransferase (gene UGP). Gene Ontology annotation, cellular component: cytoplasm. The record is from RefSeq and is a predicted model, not a curated record. NCBI's taxonomy places the organism in Eukaryota, Metazoa, Arthropoda, Insecta, Diptera, Calliphoridae. The coding region runs from base 1 to 969 and encodes 322 amino acids. Gene Ontology annotation, molecular function: UTP:glucose-1-phosphate uridylyltransferase activity. Gene Ontology annotation, biological process: glycogen metabolic process; UDP-alpha-D-glucose metabolic process. The transcript is spliced from 6 exons.